GGGGCGCUAAAGCGAGUGCACGCGGUUUUGUGGCGUGACAGUCAUCAGUGAUUUUGAGGAUUUCUUGGUGUCUCUGUGGAGCUGUUGAGGUUUCUCCUUACUGGAGGCUGUGGGAUCUUCCAUUCAUUCUGACCGCAGCCCAUAUACCGACUCCCCUCCAGCUUUGGAAGGUGGGCUGAGACCCAGGGUGAACAUGCCAGCUAAUAGGAAAUCACCCCAGAGGUUCCCUGCCCUGGUUCCAGGACAGCCUGGCAGAUCAUUUGAGGGAUCUGUGUCAUUUGAGGACGUGGCUGUGGAUUUUACCCGACAGGAAUGGCACAGACUGGACCCUGCUCAGAGGACCAUGCACAAGGAUGUGAUGUUGGAGAACUACAGCAACCUGGCAUCUGUGGGCCUCUGCGUGGCCAAGCCAGAGAUGAUCUUCAAGUUGGAGCGAGGAGAAGAGCUGUGGAUAUUAGAGGAGGAAUCCUCAGGCCAUGGAUACCCAGGAUCUCUCUCAAUGCUGUGUGGCAACAAUUCUGUUGGGGGUAAUGCCGUCCCGCAUGAUAAUGACCUUCGGCAUCAGAGGAUUCAAACUUUGGAUCAAGCUGUUGAAUAUAAUGGAUAUGGGAAAGUCUUCUACAAGAAAACAGGCUUUGUUGGACAUAAAAGAACACACACAGGAGUAAAAAACUUUGGAUGUCAUGAAUGUGGGAAAACUUACUGCAGGAAAUCAAAUCUUAUUGAACAUCUGAGAAUACACACAGGGGAGAGACCUUAUAAAUGUGGUGAAUGUGCAAAGACCUUUAGUGCAAGAUCAUACCUCAUUGCUCAUCAGAAAACUCACACAGGGGAGAAACCCUUUGAAUGUAAUGAAUGUAGGAAAUCUUUUGGCAGGAAGUCACAACUCAUUCUACAUCAGAGAACACACACAGGAGAGAGACCCUAUGAAUGUACUGAAUGUGGGAAAACCUUUUCUGAGAAGGCAACCCUCAUGAUUCAUCAGAGAACUCACACAGGAGAGAAGCCCUAUGAAUGUAGUGAAUGUGGAAAAACAUUUCGAGUUAAGAUAUCCCUUACCCAACACCAGAGAACUCACACAGGGGAGAAACCAUAUGAAUGUGGUGACUGUGGGAAAAACUUCCGUGCAAAGAAAUCCCUAAAUCAACAUCAAAGAAUUCACACAGGUGAGAAACCCUAUAAAUGUGAUGAAUGUGGGAAAUUCUUCAGAAUGAAAAUGACUCUCAAUAAUCAUCAGAGAACUCACACAGGUGAAAAACCCUAUCAAUGCAAUGAAUGUGGGAAAUCUUUCAGGGUACACUCAUCUCUUGGGAUACAUCAGCGAAUUCACACAGGAGAGAAACCUUACGAAUGUAAUAAAUGCGGUAAUGCCUUUUAUGUGAAAGCACGCCUCAUUGAACAUCAGAGAAUGCAUUCUGGAGAGAAACCCUAUGAAUGUGGUGAAUGUGGAAAAAUCUUCAGUAUGAAGAAAUCCCUUUGUCAACACCAGAGAACUCACACAGGAGAGAAACCCUAUGAAUGUAGUGAAUGCGGAAAUGCCUUCUAUGUCAAAGUACGCCUCAUUGAACAUCAGCGAAUUCACACAGGAGAGAGACCCUUUGAAUGUCAAGAAUGUGGGAAAGCCUUUUGCCGGAAAGCACACCUCACAGAACAUCAGAGAACUCACAUAGGCCGGCCCUUGCCUUGUACUGUGGAGAAAGCUUCUUUGUGA
This is a messenger RNA of Neomonachus schauinslandi (Hawaiian monk seal), 1711 nucleotides long. It is a transcript of the gene ZNF157, whose product is annotated as zinc finger protein 157. Gene Ontology annotation, biological process: regulation of DNA-templated transcription. Bases 194 to 1711 code for a protein of 505 amino acids. The record is from RefSeq and is a predicted model, not a curated record. NCBI's taxonomy places the organism in Eukaryota, Metazoa, Chordata, Mammalia, Carnivora, Phocidae. The transcript has 5 exons.